This is a messenger RNA of Salvelinus fontinalis (brook trout), 1623 nucleotides long. RefSeq names its product POU domain, class 5, transcription factor 1-like. Bases 1 to 1419 code for a protein of 472 amino acids. The record is from RefSeq and is a predicted model, not a curated record. Gene Ontology annotation, biological process: regulation of transcription by RNA polymerase II. Lineage: Eukaryota; Metazoa; Chordata; Actinopteri; Salmoniformes; Salmonidae. Gene Ontology annotation, molecular function: DNA-binding transcription factor activity, RNA polymerase II-specific; RNA polymerase II cis-regulatory region sequence-specific DNA binding. The transcript is spliced from 5 exons.
AUGUCGGAGCGACCCCAGAGCGCUACUUCGGAGUGCAACAGCCGGCCUGAUGACUUCAGCCGGGCCAUGUACGCCCAGGCCUUGAGUCAAGAGGGGUUUGGAGGCGCGUCGCUCCAGAUCCCACACGGCGUUCUACAACAUCAUAGUCUUCUCUUCAACAAGGCCGCAUAUAAUGGGAUGCCUCCAACAACCAAUCAAACCUUUUUGCCAUUCCCACCGGGCACUGGUGACUAUAGGGCCUCCGACUUGCACGCCGGUGACUUUUGCCAACCCAAACACUGGUGUCCUAUCGCCGCUCCGGAGUACACCGGCCAAGUAGCAGGGGUCGCAGCGGCUACCCACCCCACAAACCUGGGCCAACCUAACACCGAAACCAGGGAACAAGUCAAGAUGUCCGAAAUAAAGCUCGAGAAGGAUGUCAAUGACGAGUAUGGGCAAAAGAUUCAACAUUAUCCAACUCCACCUUCGUCUGCUGUAGCUCACGGGGUUUACUACUCGACCCCAUGGAACUCGUCGUUUUGGCCCGGCUUUCCCCACACCACGGCUGCGAAUACCAAUACUCAAAACCUCAACUCCAUACCCUCAACAUCGUCUUCAUCGUCCCCAUCUCUCUCGCCCUCACCCCCCAUUAAUGGGUUACCCGGUGUCACGUUCUUCAACGGGAACGCAAGCCAAACUGCCCAAGCGCCCCAGGCGCAAACCUCUACCCGGAGCAGUGGUUCCUCCAGCGGCGGGUGCAGUGACUCGGAAGAGGAGGAGAACCUUUCAACUGAGGAGCUGGAACAGUUUGCCAAGGAGCUGAAGCACAAGCGUAUUACUCUGGGAUUCACACAAGCAGAUGUAGGCCUGGCCCUAGGAAACCUUUAUGGCAAGAUGUUCAGCCAGACUACAAUUUGCCGCUUUGAAGCGCUCCAGCUUAGUUUCAAGAACAUGUGCAAGCUGAAGCCCCUGCUCCGAAGAUGGCUGAAUGAGGCUGAGACCUCGGACAACCCCCAGGAUAUGUACAAGAUCGAGCGGGUAUUUGUGGACACCAGGAAGAGGAAGCGGAGGACCAGUCUGGAGGGGUCGGUGCGCACUGCUCUGGAGUCCUACUUUGUCAAGUGUCCCAAACCGAACACCCAGGAGAUCACACACAUUGCUGAUGACCUGUGUCUGGAGAGAGAUGUGGUGCGUGUGUGGUUCUGUAACCGCAGACAGAAGGGCAAGCGCCUGGCCCUUCCAUUCGAUGAGGAGUGUGAAGGACAGUACUAUGAGCAGAGCCCCCCUCCCCCGCACAUGGCUCACUCCCCCCUGCCUGGGCAGGGGUACUCUCUCUCCAGCCACCCUGGGGGCCCCACCUUCUACAUGCCCCCCCUCCAGAGGCCAGAUGCCUUUAAGCAGGCCCUGCACCCUGGACUGGUGGGUCACCUGACAAGCUAAACAGGUUCCAGUUCUCCAAACCAGCCGGGCCAUGUGGCCACCUCUUCCCUUCCCCACCCAACAUGGCUACCUCUCUUUAGUCCUUCAGUCCCCACCUACCCAGGCUGUUGUCCUCCAUAUGCAGUUCUACCCCACCUUAGUCCGACCACGGAGAGCCAGUCAAGUGAGCGGGGGCUUGUAGGCCAGUAAAUAAAUGGCUCAAAG